AGAAAGACUAGCAUAUCCUGUGUACCUGCUAAAGAAGGCACACCAAAACAAGGGUGACAAGUGUCUGUUGUUACUGUAUGAUAUUGCCUGCUUACUCGAAACUCAUCUGAAGAAUCGUGGACAUCUUGACAUGUUAGAAAAGACAACAUUAGGAGUGCCAAUUUUUCAUGUCUAUGGGCAUUGUGCAUUCUGUCAGCUGACAUAUUCACCUAGAGUCCUAACUGGAUGCAGACUUACUGAUGGUGAAGCUAUGGAGAGACUGUGGUCAUAUCUAAGAAGAUUUGCUAAAUCCACCAAAGAAAUGCGACCAUCUCAUCGCAUUGAUGUCCUUACCUCAGCUCUAUUACAUUAUGCAUCAAGAGUACGUCUUAAUCUAGGGGCAUCGUUAGUCAAAAGGCUGAAGAACGCCCAAAACACUCAACAUAGUGCAACAGAGGACUUAUCAAAGCUAAUCAAUGAGUCAAAUGGUACACUGACGGAGUCAUCAGCUGAACAAUUGCAGAAACAACAACACGGGCUGUUCGCAAGGAGUCAAACUGAUCUGAGUUUCGGGCAACGUCACAAAACCUUUCAGAACAUCCUUCAUAUUGCUCGCGAGCGUAGGUUUUUAAUAUCUACCAAAGCGAGAUACGCUGAUGGUCAAUCGAUUGCUGCACGCCUUGCAAAGAAGAUAUCAUCAAGUACGAGUACGCUGAAACGAACAGUGAGCAGAUUUAAUGGUAUGCGUCAUGAUCAAUUUGAAGGAGUAGCAUACCAUCUGCCAGCCAAUUUGAAUUGGGAGACAGUUUCCAAUUUGGAAGAAUUGUCUACGUUGGAGGUCGCGUCGGCUGGAAAUUGUACCAUUCCCAUUCAUUUGUGGAUAAAAGUUGUGAGAGCGUGUAAUAUGAAGGAAAGGGCAACGAAAGAAGUGAAGAUGAUAAUGGAAGAAAUUAAUACUGUUGCCAACAACCUGAAAUACGAGCAUUCUGUAAUAAGUCGUCAUAUACAGGAUAUCGCCACAUCUGAUAGUCUGUCUCUGUUUCAGAAAGGUUGCCUUAACCUUUUGCACCGAAGAUUAUUACUGUGCGAAUCUUAUUUAAUUACGUUUUCCAGAACAGUUAACCAGUAUCAUACUGUAGAGCUACCUGACCAGCUUAUUAGGUCCAGAUGGUUCAUUUUUUUACAAUUGUCAAAUUCAUGAACAUGAUUACCCUUCCGUUACUGAUAUUAUUUGUACAGACAGUAGUAGUGAUGAUGAUUCUGACGUCGACAAUU
This is a messenger RNA of Halichondria panicea, 1254 nucleotides long. RefSeq lists its product as uncharacterized. NCBI's taxonomy places the organism in Eukaryota, Metazoa, Porifera, Demospongiae, Suberitida, Halichondriidae. Bases 131 to 1180 code for a protein of 349 amino acids. The transcript is spliced from 8 exons. The record is from RefSeq and is a predicted model, not a curated record.